UCAAACUGACAGUUGUAGAGUUUGACAUAUUAUUCAUAAACAUAACUAAUUGAUUAAUGAUUAAUUAAAUAAUUAUUUAAAUAAAAGUUUAAUAUUUAUUUUUUAAAUAAUAUAUUUUUAAAGUUUACUUUGUAUUCGUUAAAAUGGUUGAAGAAUUAAAGAAGUACAUGAACACGUUACUAAACAGAGUUCAUGGAUUGCAUUGCAUAUUAAUUUCGGAUAGGGAUGGUGUCCCAGUUGUUAAAGUAACAAGUGAUAAAGUUCCUGAACUAGCGCAACGUCCAACAUUUCUCUCAACAUUUGCGUUAGCUUCGGAUCAAGGCAGUAAACUUGGUUUAGGUAAAAAUAAAACAUUGAUUUGUAUGUAUUCCCAAUAUCAAGUGAUUCAAUUCAAUAAAUUACUGCUUGUGAUCAAUUUGAUUGCAAGUAGUGAAGCUAACACAGGUCAUUGUCUUGCUUUAGAAGAAUAUCUUGAACCGAUUUUAAAUGAUUUAAAAACUGCUGUUAUUGAACCUUAAAACUAAACUAAAUUGUAAUAUAAUUAUGGAUCUGGAUCUGGAUCGUAGAACACACCAUGAUCUAUGAUCUAUGAUCUAUUUAAAGCACAAACACAAGUGAACUAAGAAUAUCAAUCAAAUACUUUUUAAAAUAAAGUGCAGGUCUUGAAGUCACUUUGAUUUACUUCUAAAUAAGAUAAAUAUUAUUUAGAUCGUUCGAUGUUGUGUUCUAAGGAUCCAGGAUCCAGGAUCCACAUUCAUCCUGUUAUAAUUAUUAAUAAUUAAUUGUUUUAUAUAAU
Chrysoperla carnea is the source of this 796-nucleotide messenger RNA. RefSeq names its product ragulator complex protein LAMTOR3-A-like. Bases 144 to 518 code for a protein of 124 amino acids. The record is from RefSeq and is a predicted model, not a curated record. Gene Ontology annotation, biological process: positive regulation of TOR signaling; cellular response to amino acid stimulus. NCBI's taxonomy places the organism in Eukaryota, Metazoa, Arthropoda, Insecta, Neuroptera, Chrysopidae. The transcript is spliced from 4 exons. Gene Ontology annotation, cellular component: Ragulator complex.